AUUUUAAUUUCCAGCAUCUCUAUAGUUUCAUCAAUGAGUCUGCUUUCCAAAGCGUAUUCGAAACUAUUUGUAAAGAAUGUAAACGAUGUUAUAGUCAAGAAGAACACGACCGCACUGAAAUGGGCAAGUCAGUAUUCCAUAUACGUUCUGAACACUUUGACAAAUCAAGGAGGUAGUGUUGCUGUUGUUCAACUCUCAUUUCGGGUUCUCGUUGGGGCGUGGUUGUUGAUCGUCACAGUUUUAGUCAACAGUUAUUCCGGCACCGUCAUUUCGUAUCUUACCGUUCCCAAGAUGAAACCGCCCAUCAACACGUUUGAAGAUUUAGCCGCUAGUAAAGAAGUUGAACUGAUUUUACUAGCGGAAACCGUCAUCGAACAGCAGAUACGAGUAAGGGAUCGGUCAAAUAGUAACGAUUUCUUUAAUAUCAUAAUAUGUGUGCGUUGUUUGUGUCUAUUUCGAAAGGAUGCCAAAACGGGUGUUAUGAAGAUUCUAGGCGACCAAGUCCGCAACAAUCCGGAUCGAAUUUUAAACAGCGUACCAAAAGUUAACAGUCAAAUUGCAACUGGACGUUAUGCCUUUCCAUUUCUUCAAACAUUUUCCAACAAUUACGUCGCCAGCGACUUUAAGAAAACGGGAAAAUGUCGGUUCAAAACCACGGAUCCACUCACAAUGGCCAGAUUUUGGUCGUUGCCUUUGCAAAAGAACAGUAAAUUUACGCCGAUGCUGAACCAUGCACUGAUGGAAGUUUGGGAGACGGGAUUGCCUUCAUACUGGGUGAAAAAUGCUAUGCCACCAGCGCAAAAGUGUUUCGCUCAAUCAAAGCCUCUGACAUCGUCCCGGCAAAUUCCAAUUCGAUUAAACGACCUGGAGGGCGCCUUCCUGAUUUUAGGCAUCGGCUUCGGUCUAGCAACGUUUAUCUUUUUAGUAGAGAAGAUCUUUCAUCAGAUCAGUUUAUAUAGCGGGAAGUCGAAGAAUUGUGAAGAAUUGGCAAAUUCAGGAAACGCCCAUAAUCAUUAAACAAAAUAAUCUUUCAGUUCGAUCCUUGAGCGACAAAUGCGCAUAAGGAAUGAUGAACUAAUUGUCUAACAGAAAAUAUGUCCAUUAAUACCUAUUUACGGAAAGUAACCUAAAUUUUAUGCAUCUCAGUUACACUUGAUUACAUGUAAA
Messenger RNA from Daphnia pulicaria, 1167 nucleotides. Its product is annotated as ionotropic receptor 93a-like. The transcript has 4 exons. Gene Ontology annotation, molecular function: ligand-gated monoatomic ion channel activity. Gene Ontology annotation, cellular component: membrane. The coding region runs from base 34 to 1017 and encodes 327 amino acids. NCBI's taxonomy places the organism in Eukaryota, Metazoa, Arthropoda, Branchiopoda, Diplostraca, Daphniidae. The record is from RefSeq and is a predicted model, not a curated record.